Aspergillus puulaauensis is the source of this 1539-nucleotide messenger RNA. RefSeq names its product putative MFS transporter. The transcript has 5 exons. Bases 1 to 1539 code for a protein of 512 amino acids. NCBI's taxonomy places the organism in Eukaryota, Fungi, Ascomycota, Eurotiomycetes, Eurotiales, Aspergillaceae. Gene Ontology annotation, molecular function: transmembrane transporter activity. The record is from RefSeq and is a predicted model, not a curated record. Gene Ontology annotation, biological process: transmembrane transport.
AUGGAAAUGCAGCCCGCUAACACUGCUGAGAACCCUCAGCAAGUGCCAAAGAAAGAUCUUGAUCUGGUAGAGAGCAGCGAGGCUGGUAAGCCUUCGACAUAUGCCGACAUAGUUGCCUCUGGCCUCUCAGCGGCCCAUCGUGAUUUUUUGUUGGAGCGCCAUGGGACACUGGAGCUGGACCCCAUGCCUAGCAUGGACCCCGCGGAUCCUUACAACUGGCCAUCUUGGAAGAAAAUCGCAAAUCUUAUUCUAGUGGCGUUCCACGCUUGCAUGGGGACGUUUGCUGCUGCUGGUAUCAUCCCUGCUUAUGAAACGAUCUCUGAAAUGUUCGGCGUCUCCCUCACUCGAGCGAGCUAUUUGACUUCCCUUCAAAUUGCUAUUCUCGGUGGUGCGCCUUUAUUCUGGAAGCCCCUUUCAAAUCGAUAUGGCCGGCGGCCGGUUUUUCUCUUUUCUUUGAUCUGCAGUUUGGUGUGCAAUGUCGGGUGUGCAAAAUCCCCUGAUUAUGCCUCACUUGCGGCGUGCAGAGCUUUGCAAGCAUUCUUCAUCUCGCCAGCAUCAGCCAUCGGGAGUGGUGUAGUGAUGGAGACAUUUUUCAAGCAGGAUCGAGCCAAGUACAUGGGUGUCUGGACACUGCUACUUACCCUUGGAAUUCCUUGCGGACCGUUCAUUUUCGGUUUCGUUACCUACCGUGCCGGUUACGUAUGGAUCUAUUGGGUCCUAGCGAUCAUCAACGGAGGCCAGUUUAUUUUGUACCUCUUUUUCGGACCCGAAACACGCUAUGUCGGCAGCAAUGAAGACCCUAAGGAGCCUGCGUGGAAGAGAGAGUAUCUCAAGGUCCGACGGAUUGAUCCGACCCCUAUUCACUGGACCGAGUUCAUCAAGCCGCUGGGACUAUGCGCCCGUCCAUGCGUUAUGAUACCCGCCGCGGCGUAUUCCAUGGUUUUCCUUCUCAGCAAUGUUCUGGCCACUGUUGAGGUACCGCAUUUGUUGCAAGCGAAGUUCGAACUCAAUGCAGAGCAACUAGGCCUGCAAUUCUUGGGCCCGAUUAUUGGUUCCCUCAUCGGUGAACAGCUAGGCGGACGCAUGUCUGAUCUUUGGAUGAAUACGCGUGCGAAACGGGCAAAUCAGAAACCAGAGCCAGAAUUCCGUCUUUGGCUCAGCUACUUCGGCUAUGCCUGCUCCAUCGUUGGUAAUAUUGUCUUCCUUGUUUUCACUGAGCAGUCCAAGCAAGGGAAGUGGAACGUGGUCCCAAUCGUCGGUAUUGCCAUCGGAGCUGCCGGUAACCAACUGGUAACAACCGUUCUCAUCACGUAUGCGGUAGACUGCCACCCAGACGAUGCUUCGGCCGUCGGUGUGUUUAUCACGUUCGUCCGUCAGAUCUGGGGUUUUCUCGGUCCGUUUUGGUUUCCGGGGAUGUUUGAGAAUGUCGGUAUUGCAGCAAGUGCCGGUGUAUGUGUCGCGCUCAUGGUUGGGGUCAGUGUUCUGCCGACAAUUGGAAUUCAGUGGAAAGGACGUUCUCUUCGCCCAGCAUCGGAGUAA